Bemisia tabaci is the source of this 2318-nucleotide messenger RNA. The record is from RefSeq and is a predicted model, not a curated record. NCBI's taxonomy places the organism in Eukaryota, Metazoa, Arthropoda, Insecta, Hemiptera, Aleyrodidae.
CUAUAUUAAGCCAGUACUCUGUUUGUCAAGCCUCUACACUGAGGAGUAUUGUGAGAAACAGUUUUCGAGGUGCUUUGUUUAUAUAUAGGUUUGUGCAUUGGGCAAACUUGAUUGUUGGUGACUAGAAGAGUGCCCGUAGACGCGGUAAAUUUAAAAAUGUGUAAUAAGUAUUACGCAAACUGUGCGUAGAUAUGUCCAUAAGGUCUUUCGUACUCAUCAGAGUGAUGUUUGAGCGGUUUUAUCGCUCAAGACUGAGUUCAAUGUUUCUUUUGUGUACAGCAGAUCCAUUUGAAAGUGUUAAUUUACGCUCCUGUGCUUUUUUCUAGUUCUGCCUUUACCUUUUGACAGAUAUGAACAACUAAUAAUGAUUUUUAUGAAUUGAAAAAAUGCCCAAAUAUUUAGAGAGCGAAAUGUGGAUAGGAUUCUACAUUGUCGAGGACAAACGGCUCAAUCCUUCGGUUCCUCGGCUGGCAUACUGAUUGGAGUGCUGAUCAAGAUAGAAUCCUAUUUCUAAGGAAUUAACACGAUGAGCCAUCAUUUUGUUCCUAUCAUCUUCUUUUCCAUGUUUCCGAUAGCAAUUUGCCAGGGUCCUGAGUAUAACAUAGCAGUUUUGAAAGAAAAACGCAUUUGUCCAGAUGUUAUUCCCAUCAAAGACUGUCCUGGUGAAAGAGCUGAGGUACGAUCCAAAGGUGCUGUGGUCAACUGCAAAUUUAACGACAGGGUGCAAUAUGGUUGCAAAUGACGUAGUGGAAUUUCCUAGAUUUGUUAGGCACGCUCAUGAAACUGAUGCUAUCUAUGUUGUUAUAAUGACAGAUCCGGAUGUUCCUACAAGGGAGAAUCCAACUAAACGAGAGUAUCUGCAUUGGCUAGUUGGCAAUAUUUAUGAGGAUAACUGGCACACCGGUGAAAUAAUUGUAGACUAUGUCGGACCUAUACCUGAACACAUGAAUGGUGUCCACAGGAUGGUGUUCCUUGUAUACAAGCAGCCUAGCACAGACUUUAUUAGGUUUGAGGAGGAUCGUCUUCCACCCGUGCAUGAUGACAAAAAACGGUCGAAUUUUUCGUCGACAAAUUUUGCGAAAAGAUAUAAUUUAACUGGACCAGUUGCAGCAAACUUUUUCAUGGCCCACUGGACGCAAAAUAUGGUGCAAAAUUUGUCCAAACCAAUAACUUCAACAACAGAGGAUCUUUUUUACGACUAUGUCGACGAGGAAUUCAAGAAGCUGAUAAAUCAUACUACUAAGGUAAAACUCAUUCAAAUUAAACCACAAAAUACCAUGAAGACUGUUCCAGACUGUACAUUAAGAUUUUCAAAAUAUAUAACGACGAUUUUCUUCGUUUUAAUAAGUACAGUUUUGAAAAGAAGUCUUAUUUUAGCCGAUAUUGAGAAAUGUAGCUUCCUCAAAUCUCAGUUAACUAUACAUGGCGUGGUUCCUGAGGUGAUAAAGGAGGCACCUCCUCAUGAAAUUCAGGUUACGUUCCAUCAUGGCUUUUCAUUGAAACCGGCUGAAAAACUGACUCCAAGCCAGGUCAUGCUUCCUCCAAUUCAAGUAUCUUAUCCGGCGCAUGAAAAAGGCUACUACUUUCUCGCUUUAAUUGAUCCGGACUCACCAAAUCGAACAAAACCAGUAGACCGCGAAUUUUUGCAUUAUUUGGUUGGCAACAUUCCAGGGGUUGCUGUAUCUCUAGGAGCGGAAAUCAUUCCUUAUUACGCUCCUCUGCCAGAAAAAGACACAGGCGUUCACAGGUACGUGUUUACUGUCUUCCAGCAACCAAAGGGUGUCAUAAAUUUUGAAGGUGAACUAUCGAAUUCCAAAAAACCUAACAACGAAGGAAGGAAAAAAUUCAAUAUCUCACAUUUUGCUCAAAAAUAUGAUCUGGGGGCACCGCUCGCUGUCACGUUUUUCCAGAUGAAAUGGGAUGAGCACUAUGUAACCUCUACCAUGAGUUCAGGAUGAUUACAUUUUAAAUGCAAAAUUCUUCGUAUCAGUGUCCUGAAUAUUUUUCAGCGCAUCGCACGGAGCCAGCGAGACAAUUACUUGGACCUGAAUUCGGUCAAUCAUACAGUAAUGAACUGUUACAAGCAAAUGUACAUAUAUAUGUAGAUAUUAUCUUGACAUAAGCAUAAAAUCAAUUCAUUUUCUGUUUUCCACAAUGUAAAAAAUUGUAUCAGGUCAAAUUUCCUACAUUUUCUCUUAAUUUGAUACUUGAACUGAGCAAAGUAUGAUGCCAACACUUUUUAAAGUAAUUAAUUUAUUGAAAUUUAUACGUCAUCCAUUCAGUUACAUUUUGCAAUAAAUUAGAAACCACUGCUGGCA